This is a messenger RNA of Soboliphyme baturini, 900 nucleotides long. NCBI's taxonomy places the organism in Eukaryota, Metazoa, Nematoda, Enoplea, Dioctophymatida, Soboliphymatidae. The record is from the annotation of a GenBank genome assembly.
AUGAAUAAGUUCAGUACCCUGCAUUGCAAGCCGAAUCAGCGUCAGAAGUUCUGUAUGCUAGAGCUGUCUGGCCUCGGUCGUGCUCCUAGUCAUAGUGAACCUUCACUCGCUGUCCAGAAGAGUGACCAGAAACAAGUGGAUUACCUUGGCGAGUUCGACGCUGAACUUAGAAUAUCCUGCGUUGGCGGACAAACGUCCAUAGCUAGCGAGGUAACUCGACUGCACCGGUUCUUGAUCCUUGGCGCUAACGACAACGACAGCGGGAAUGAUGCGGAUGCAGAACCGAACGUGUUGAACCCGAAUUUUAUCAUCAAGCUGGUCGAAGACGGCAAAGGCGAAUGGUUGCUGAAUCAGGCGGUGGAUGUCAGUGAAUCCGGAAGGGCUACGGAAAAUUCACCGUCAGUGUUUUGUGUCGCCAUAUGCGCCAGUUAUCCUACCGAAAUACUGCCAGCUGAGCGUCGCGAGGCUUUGCGGAAGCUAGCAUACGAUCAGGCGUUCCCGAAGGUCUGCCGUACCACGCAGGACUUUUAUCAGUUCCUGUCGUUUUGCGACAAAGUAUCACCGAAGAACAAAGAUUGGGGUGAUUUGCACGCAAAUGCUAUAUGCAAGUGGUAUUUCAACAGAAGUCCUGCUGCGCUUGCCCUGGAAGUUACGAGUUACUGUGAAUGGGAAGGUUAUAAUCACGAAGACAUCAUUCGCUCGAUCGACCCAAAACCACCAAACGGCGCUGAUCAGACCGCGUACGACGAAGUGUUGCUCUUCGUGAAGUCUGGUCUGGAGGCGGUGAUUGGCCAGAGAAAGAAGUACCCGGCACAACACAGCGACAUAUCGGCUGCGGCUUCAGAUAUACUUCCGCUUCUUCGCGCACUGUCUGAACUGAAAGCGACGUCUGACGCAGAA